AUGUCGCCGUCGUACCUUUUCUAUUCUCAUUCCCCACUUGUAUAAUUAAAAUAAACAAUUGUUGACAAAAUGGAAAACAACAACGAUUUAAUUAAACCAAAAACACACACAAGCAAAACCUUUCACUUUCCCUUCUAUAAAACCUCCCUUACUUUUAACCUCCACAACCCACACACUCUUCUUCUUGAAAUUCUUUCUCCUACAAUGGGUACUCUGAGAUCUCCCUCUUCUUCUUCUGCGCUGAAAUGGCUUGGAUUCGUGACGGCGGUUUGGGUUCAAUCCAUCUCCGGCAACAACUACACUUUCUCCAACUACUCUGGCGCCCUCAAGUCACUCAUGAAUCUCAACCAGCUCCAGCUCAACAACCUCUCCGUCGCUAAAGACGUUGGAAAAGCCUUUGGAAUCCUCGCUGGCCUCGCUUCGGACCGUCUUUCGACUCCCGUCAUCCUCCUUAUCGGUUCUUUAGAAGGUCUUCUUGGCUAUGGUGUACAAUGGCUCGUCGUUAGCCGCACCAUUACCCCUCUCCCUUAUUGGCAGAUGUGUAUAUUCCUAUGUAUGGGAGGAAACAGCACGACGUGGAUGAACACGGCGGUUCUUGUUACUUGCAUACGAAACUUCCGGCGAAACCGUGGUCCUGUCUCCGGGAUCUUGAAAGGAUACGUCGGUCUAAGCACUGCUAUCUUCACCGACGUCUGCACUGCUCUCUUCUCAAACGACCCGGCGUCGUUUCUUGUUUUACUCGCGGUCGUGCCUUUCGCAGUCUGUCUCACGGCGGUUUUCUUCCUCCGUGAGAUCCCUCCAGCUUCUUCCGCCGACGAGGAGAGCGAAGAGACUCGCUACUUCGCCGUGUUCAACAUCGUAGCCGUCGUCGUCGCUGUGUACCUUCAGUCUUACGACAUCAUCGGGAUCAAAACCGGAGUGUUCUCUGUCGUUUUCGCCUCCAUACUUCUCUUCCUCUUGUUCUCACCAAUCGCUAUACCUUUCCACUCGUUCAUACGAAGCUUGAACCGUGGUGAAGGAGACGUGGAAGGACAGGUUCAAGAACCGUUGCUUAGAGCGGUGGAGAAGGAAGAAGUAGUUGUGGCUAAUGUGGUGGUGGAAGAGGAGGAGGAUGUUGGGGGGGAGAGGAAGAGGCCGGUGUUGGGAGAAGACCACACGAUAAUGGAAGCGAUGUUGACCGUUGACUUUUGGGUGCUAUUCGUCUCGUUCUUGUGUGGUGUAGGAACUGGUUUGGCUGUGAUGAACAACAUGGGCCAGAUUGGGCUUGCACUUGGUUACACAGACGUUUCGAUCUUCGUCUCAAUGACUAGUAUUUGGGGUUUCUUCGGUCGUAUUCUCUCCGGCACUCUCUCCGAACAUUUUCUCAAGAAAGCUGGAACACCAAGACCACUAUGGAACGCUGCAUCUCAAAUCCUCAUGGCUGUAGGGUAUCUACUAAUGGCAUUAGCUGUGCCCAAUUCACUUUACAUCGGUUCAAUGGUGGUCGGAGUUUGUUAUGGUGUCCGUCUAGCCAUUACCGUACCCACAGCAUCAGAACUCUUUGGUCUUAAAUACUAUGGUCUCAUCUACAACAUCUUAGUACUUAACUUACCACUGGGCUCGUUCCUCUUCUCUGGUCUCCUCGCUGGGUUCCUCUACGAUGCAGAGGCUACACCAACUCCUGGUGGGGGCAACACUUGCGUCGGAGCUCAUUGUUACCGUCUCAUCUUUUUGGUGAUGGCUGUAGCUUCUAUUAUUGGAGUCGGUUUAGAUAUUCUGUUGGCUUAUAGGACAAAGGAGAUUUAUGCUAAUAUUCAUGCUAGCAAAAAGGCCAAGAAAUCUGGUAGUAACCUUAGUUAAGAAUUGUUCUGGUCACAUUGCAUUAGAUUGUUCAUCACGAUUUUUUUGGUUUUGAGAUAUUGAUGUUUUUUGCAUGAAAGAAUAUUGGUUUCAUGAUACAGUGUUGUACUUGUAGUCAGAGUCUCCAAUGUAAACUUUUCAAGAUUUUGUUCAUUUAUUUUGUUUUAUAAUCGAUGAGAUUUUAC
Eruca vesicaria subsp. sativa (arugula) is the source of this 2024-nucleotide messenger RNA. The record is from the annotation of a GenBank genome assembly. NCBI's taxonomy places the organism in Eukaryota, Viridiplantae, Streptophyta, Magnoliopsida, Brassicales, Brassicaceae.